Messenger RNA from Elephantulus edwardii (Cape elephant shrew), 462 nucleotides. It is a transcript of the gene RNASE2, whose product is annotated as ribonuclease, RNase A family, 2 (liver, eosinophil-derived neurotoxin). The transcript has a single exon. Gene Ontology annotation, biological process: chemotaxis; innate immune response in mucosa. Gene Ontology annotation, molecular function: nucleic acid binding; RNA nuclease activity. Lineage: Eukaryota; Metazoa; Chordata; Mammalia; Macroscelidea; Macroscelididae. Bases 1 to 462 code for a protein of 153 amino acids. The record is from RefSeq and is a predicted model, not a curated record.
AUGGCUUCAAACCUGUACAGCUUUAUUCUGCUGAUGGGGAUUUGGGAAAUGGUGGGAUCAUUCCAUAUCCCACAGGGGUUUACACCGGCUCAAUGGUUUAUCACACAGCAUAUGAAUAUGUCCCAUCCCAUCUGCAAUAACGCAAUGCAAACGAUUAACAGGUUGGCAGGACGACGCUGCAAAAACCAAAACACAUUUCUCCAGACUACUUACCAAGUUGUAAGUGGAGUUUGUUAUAACCCAAAUGUCCGUUGUAGGAGUGGUCUGAACAACUGUCAUGUAAGUAGCAUGGCAGUGUUUGUAAACCACUGUAACCUCACAAGGCGUAAUCCGAAUUAUAGACUGUGUACUUACCAACAGACAAGAGCACUGAAGAACUAUACCAUUGCCUGUAACAACAGACAAAAUGCAGACCCCCCUCAAUACCCAGUGGUUCCAGUUCACUUGGAUGAUGUCUUUUGA